UGGGUUCAUGAUUUAACAUAUGGAAAAACGAUUCACGAAUAGAAACCUAAGGUAGAACAAUUUUUUGAGUUAGAGGGAACCCCUGAAAAUCAAUGAUGCCAUUUACCGUUAUUGUCCACGGAUGGCAAAGCCUUUACAUGUAGAAUAUUAAGAACAAAGGGAAAUCUUGGCAGCAAAUCAUUAAAGAUACAGGAAACAAAAUUUGAUUCCGGUGCUAUUGAUGAUCCUGUUGUAGAUUUGGCAAGAUUAAAGCAAGAAGGAGCCUUGAUGGAUUAUCUUGAAAGAUUUGACACAUUACUCACACGGGUAGACAUUUAUGAAGACUUGGCUUUAAGUUUCUCUCUUUCUAGUCUGUGGAAUUAGAAAGAGUACAUAGUCCUACAACGUGAGUUUAAUGGAGAUAGAAUAGGAAAAAGGAAUGAAACUGAAGAAGAAUGGGAGGAAAUCCAGAAGUGCUGGAUAAAAAUAGGGGAGUUGUCCAUAUUUGAAGGGAAUGGCACCUAAGGUCACACACAACGAGGGCAACAAAUUUUUUUGAAGUUCAGAACAUCACAGGAACAACAGAAGUACCCCUAACCAUCAAUAGCAUGGAAGAAAAUGCAGUCCAGGGGUUCAAGACCUGGCAACAAAAAUCCAAGAACCUUUCUUGGGAAGAUCUUGCAACAACUCAACUAAGGAUAGUUGAAGGAAACAGGAAAAACAUGUUAUUUGAGAGUUUGGCAUUAGUGACAAGGACUGGAGUGGGGAAAAAGUCAUCCAAGAAUUCAAGAUACUGGUGUCUCUGGUAAAUCCAACAUCAGAAAAUCAGUUGGGGGAGAAUUUCUUGACAAAGUGGCAGGCCCUAUGCAAGAAAAAUAAGAUAUCACCAACACCCCCAAUAUGGACAUGGCUGAGUAUUUGUCUAUGGGUUUGGAGAGCAAGGACACAAAUACAAGUGUGGUGUUAUCUGGUAGGAGUUGUUGGGUUGUUAGGGUCUCUAUGUUGAACCAGAGACUGGAUCCAAUCACCUGCAUAGGUAUUCUUAUGGUGGGUUACGGGCUGAUAAUAAGUGCAGUGACAUGGUUGAUGUUGCUUCUGAGAAAGGUGCAAAAGCUGCUGCUCUAUGGGUGGAUAAUUUUACAAAGGUUGGUUGUGAAAAUACAUCAGGUGAAGACUGUGAUGAGAAUGUUGUGACUCUUGCUUCUCAGAGUGAAGUUGCAAAAGCUGCUGAUUUUAGUGGGGAGAGUGUGGUGGGUCUUGGUGCGUAUGUUAAAACAGUGAUGGAGGGUGAAGAUAGAGGAAAGAAGUGGUGAGAACAUGGUGACUACAGUUUCUGAAAUAAAGUAGAAGAUGUGGUUGUUUUGAGUGUGGAUGGUUCGAAAGUGGUUGGUGUUGAGGAAGCAAAAGACAGGGGGAGGUAGUGAAGAGGUAGAAAAAGACAAAGAUUGUUCUGAGAACAUUGUGACUAUAGGGGAUCCAAUGGCAGAAACAAGUGAGAACAUGGUGGUAGACGUGGAGGACUUGAGAGAUGAACGGUAUGGUUUUGUUGUUGGUGAUUUUGGUUGGGGACUAGCCAAGAGUAAACCUUGUUGGCCUGGCCGAAUUUAUGACCCAUCUGAUGCAUAUGAUGACGCAUUGAAACAGGAACAAAAGAAUAGACCUCUGGUUACCUACUUUGGGCAUGGAACCUUUGCUUGGUGUCAUCCAUCACAGUUAAAGCGUUUUGGGGACAACAUUGAUGAGAGGGUUAAACAGAGUAGUUCCAUUGAUUUUGCCAAUGGUGUACAAGAAGCAACAAGUGAGGUUGGAAGGCUUCUGUUUAUGAAGCUGAGUCUUUUAGUCGUUGACAAGUGA
Vigna angularis (adzuki bean) is the source of this 1833-nucleotide messenger RNA. RefSeq names its product PWWP domain-containing protein 3-like. The transcript has a single exon. Lineage: Eukaryota; Viridiplantae; Streptophyta; Magnoliopsida; Fabales; Fabaceae. The coding region runs from base 1351 to 1833 and encodes 160 amino acids. The record is from RefSeq and is a predicted model, not a curated record.